AUGACAAGCACGAAAAAUACAGGAGGCACCUCGAGUGGUCAGCUCGUAGGCAUCCAUUACUCAGAACCCAGAGUAAAAAUGGUACAGUUCCUGCUCGAAAGGGGCUCCACUCCCAGUGAUGUGGACAAGGGCGAAACAGUAUGGGCCCGUUUCAUAGUUUCCAUGUACUUACUCACGAUCGAGGCUAAGGUCCAGUUCUCCGAACAAGCCAAAUCUUGGUUCGAGAUUACGAAAUUAAUGCUACUUCGAGGGGCAGAUCCACAUAUGAUAUGUCCUGUCAACGCCCAACCUGGAAAACCAAUCGAAAUAUCAACCACGGGGCAAACAACGGCCAUGGACGUUCUUUUCACGAUCUUCGGCGCAGACGCCAGGUUCGAUGUAUCCGAACUUGAGGAUUUGGUAGAGCAACCCCAAAGGCCUCCACAAUACCGCAACGCGAACGACUCGUAUCUCCAGGUCCCAGGAAACCAGCAAGGGGUUAAUGUUUGGCGAACCCAUUCUUCGUCGUCGUCCAUUUCGAGUAUUAGCGGACAAUCUGCAAUGCCCCCAAGUCUCCCAGCGGGAUAUUCACAAGCAGGCAACGGUGGCAUACCAACGGCCUCCCCGCCGGUUGUCGAGGCGCCAGAUAUGAUGGUACAUAUUCAAGUGCACGAGAGAGGCGCUCUUUCGACCCCUCCAAGAAAGAAGAGACACUCGCGGUUAUCAAGCUUGUUCGCGAAGAUAUUGCCAAGGGAGAAAACGCCUCCCCACUCCCCUUUGGCCCCAGAUAUUCGUCAUACCAAGGAACUUGAAUGGUGA
Molecule: messenger RNA, 798 nt
Organism: Paracoccidioides lutzii Pb01
Exons: 1
Coding region: 1-798 (265 amino acids)
Source: RefSeq, a predicted model, not a curated record